CGCCGCGCAGCAACCUGCCCAGGUGAAACCACAGAUGACAGUUCACCAGCUGCAGGUACACCACGGCCACCAAUGCCACCAAUGCCACCGACCACCACACCACUCGAGAUGCGCACAAUCACUCCUGCCCUCCCGAUGCUGCUGCCGGGUGUCCGCACAGUGGAAGAGGAUUGUGGGAGAGACAGUGACACGGACUGUGCUUGGAGAACAGAAAGAAUAUCAGAAAGUGUCAAGUCGCACGCUUGGGGGAUGUGAUCCCUUAAGAAGGGAACCCUAUGACUGCUGUAACCGAGGCGAUUGGGAUACAUCCCAGCUGCAGUGUUCCCAGUGGCGAGCAGAAAGUGACGCAAAUACGACCGGGAGGGAUCCAUGUACACAGUGGGUCAGAAUACCCAUGGAGAGAAUCAUUAGUGAUGCACCGUCCACGCCCGCCUGAGCGGGCCGCACCAGGUCUGUUGGGAGACGGCGUUAUACAAGGUGGGUUUCCUCGGGCAAAGGCCAGGCGGGCUGCAUAUGCGGAGGUGGCACCAAGCAACGGGGAAGCCCCCAGGACCAUGGCGCCAUUGUCAAGAUCCCAAUGCUUGUUACGGACGCUGAUAUUCAAGCUAUACCCGGCGUCGAGGCCUACGGGGUGGUCCUCAAGGCGGUGGCCAUGGAUGGAGGGCUUUGACGAUGAAGGGCUGGCACAGUCGGAGGUCCAGGUCAUUAUUGAGAUUGGCUCAGGGAAGGAGUCCUAAAAUUGAUGGCACGGGCCUGUGCAUGCUGAAUAGAGUGAACAAAGUGUCAGCCGUGCUCUAGACGACGGCGAAAGCAAUCGUGUCAAAAUGGCUGUUUAAUGCGUUG
Molecule: messenger RNA, 843 nt
Organism: Westerdykella ornata
Lineage: Eukaryota; Fungi; Ascomycota; Dothideomycetes; Pleosporales; Sporormiaceae
Exons: 1
Coding region: 276-737 (153 amino acids)
Source: RefSeq, a predicted model, not a curated record